AUGCCUCUCCGACGCAACAUUCCCUCCUCCUCCCUUCUUUCGCCCGGCGACUAUGACGAGGACGCCGAGUCGCUUCGCUCCCCGUCAGAGCAGGACUCUGACUCGGAAGACGACGAAUUUCUUCGGAGGUCCCGCACCACACUAGAGCUCGCCGAACACGAUCGUACAGUUCUCGAUGACGAAGAGGAGACCGAGAAAUUGCUCACCCGAAGCGGGCCAACCCAUGGUCUUCGCCGCAUCUUCAGUCCAAGCAGUAGCAGCAUUAGAAUCGGGAAGCAAGAGCGCAGACGGCAACGCAAGCAGGCUAGAAGGGAGGCACGCAAUGUCCGCCGUGGGAGGAAACGUGAAUCCGCAGAGAUAAUGUUUGAGAUGGAAGAAGGACACCGGGAUGAUGAGCGCUCCCUCCUGAGCGCAUCUUCAUCCGACUUGGAUACGCGGGCCAAAGAAUACGCAUAUGUACAGCAGCCACGGCGCGUAUCAUGGCGCAGACUUGCGCUCAUCUUCUCCGCUAUCUUUGUUCUUCUUCUUAUCUUCUGGUUGGGAGCAUACAAAGCUUCGGCGAAGUAUCGGACCCCCCACUCCUCCAGGGCCAUGCUGUAUAAUGGCACUGCCUUGUUUGCACCCACCACCAUCUUGAUAUCUCUUGAUGGCUUUCGAGCGGACUUCCUCACUCGUGGCUUGACUCCAACCCUGAGCUCUUUCGUCUCAAACGGCGUCUCUCCGCAGUAUAUGCUUCCCAGUUUUCCUAGCGUGACCUUCCCGAAUCAUUUCACGCUUGUAACUGGAUUAUAUCCCGAGAGCCACGGGAUCGUAGGCAACACUUUUUGGGACCCGGUGCUGGAGGAAGAGUUCUACUACACCCACCCCUCGGUCAGUAUGCAACCUAAAUGGUGGAAUGCUGAGCCUCUCUGGAUGACGGCCGAAAGUCAGGGUGUGAGGACCGCUGUCCAUAUGUGGCCUGGUUCAGAGGCGCAUAUUGGCGGUAUGGAUCCAACCUACCUUGAUCAAUUCAAUGGCUCAGAAGUGCUUUCCUCGAAAGUGGAUCGCAUCUUGGGUCUACUGGAUAUGCCUGGGAUAGAAGUUGAGUCCGACGUUGCUCCCCAAAGACCUCAGUUCAUCGCUGCCUAUGUCCCCAAUGUUGAUGCAGACGGGCAUAACUACGGCCCUAACAGCACUGAGACUCGGGGCACGAUCUCCAAGGUAGACGAUAUGCUUGGCAGCCUGUUUUCCGGUCUUGAAGCGCGCAACCUUACAGAUGUUGUGAACAUCGUGAUUGUCUCCGACCAUGGCAUGGCAACCACUGCCACCGAACGAUUAGUACAGUUGGAGGAUCUGGUUGACCUGGACCUAGUGCAGCGCAUCGACGGGUGGCCGUUGCGCGGGCUGCGACCCAAACGGCCAGAGGAUCUCAAGGUCCUUCAGGAGCAGCUUGAGAACGUGGCAUCGAACUAUUCGCAUGCCGUAGAGAUAUACACGCGUGAGAGUAUGCCUGAACGCUACCACUUCCAGAACAACGACCGCAUCGCUCCUCUAUGGGUGAUUCCAAAGACCGGCUGGGCGGUCGUCGAGCGCGUCGACUUCGAUGCCCGUAAAGCCCUGGCAAACGGGGAGGUCUACCAUCCCCGAGGCAUCCAUGGAUAUGACCACGAGCACCCCUUGAUGCGGGCGAUCUUCAUCGCCAGGGGACCCGCAUUCCCCCAUGAACCCAACAGCCGGCUGGAAGCAUUUCAAAAUGUCAAUGUCUACAACAUUAUCUGUGACUCUCUCGGGGUCACACCGCACCCGAACAAUGGAACCUUGCGCCUGCCUUUCCAAACGGUAGGCCUUCAUUCGGACGAAGACACGCCCACUUUGGACAGUCCGGCCGACCCAGUCCCCAGCACCAUCACCGGUAUGACGCCAACCAAGAUGCCCUCGGCAGAAUAUUCCGCAUCUGCGUCGCCAUCGGAAACUGCGCCAGAGGCUCAGCCUGAGCCUGAUUCGGAGAGCGAUGACGAGGAGGGCCCUACCUGGUGGGGGGUCCUCUGGGAUAAAUUCGAGGAAGCCAAGGAUUGGGCGACCGACGUGUUCGACACUGUAAAGGACAACUUCACAGCAGCGUCACGAUAGACAUAGAUGGAGUGGUUGCGGUUUUUCUUUUGGCUUGUGCAUUUGUUUGUUUUAUUUGGUUGUUUUUGCGGGGCGCGGCUUUUUGGAAGGGGACCAGAACCCAUAAUACGUCAUCAAGAUACCCACUUUUGCUUGCAAUGUGAUUUAGAAUCUUUUCCGCAAGGGUUGUCCGACCGUGCGAGUGGAGGAGGAUGCGG
Aspergillus sclerotioniger CBS 115572 is the source of this 2306-nucleotide messenger RNA. Its product is annotated as alkaline phosphatase family protein. The record is from RefSeq and is a predicted model, not a curated record. NCBI's taxonomy places the organism in Eukaryota, Fungi, Ascomycota, Eurotiomycetes, Eurotiales, Aspergillaceae. Bases 1 to 2109 code for a protein of 702 amino acids. The transcript is spliced from 3 exons. Gene Ontology annotation, biological process: nucleoside triphosphate metabolic process. Gene Ontology annotation, molecular function: nucleoside triphosphate diphosphatase activity; ribonucleoside triphosphate phosphatase activity.